GAUGGCUUCACCCCCCUGGCGGUGGCGUUGCAGCAGGGACAUGAACAGGUGGUCUCUCUGCUCCUGGAGAAUGACACUAAAGGGAAGGUCCGGCUCCCGGCGCUCCACAUCGCCGCGCGCAAGGACGAUACCAAGGCUGUUGCACUGCUGCUCCAGAUCGACCACAACGCAGAUGUCGAGUCCAAGAUGAUGGUGAAUAGGACCACAGAGAGUGGCUUUACUCCGCUGCACAUUGCUGCUCACUACGGCAACAUCAACGUGGCAACGCUCCUCCUCAACCGCGGCGCAUCCGUGGACUUCAAGGCCAGGAAUGACAUCACACCGCUGCAUGUGGCUUCUAAGAGAGGGAAUGGCAACAUGGUCAAAGUUCUGCUGGAGAGGGGAGGCAAGAUAGACGCCAGGACUAAGGACGGUCUGACCCCUCUCCACUGUGGUGCCAGGAGCGGACAUGAACAGGUGCUGGAGAUGCUGCUAGACAGAGGAGCUCCCAUCCUGUCCAAAACUAAGAACGGUCUGUCUCCCCUCCACAUGGCCACCCAGGGGGACCAUCUGAACUGUGUUCAGCUCCUGCUACACCACGAGGUUCCUGUUGAUGACGUCACCAAUGACUACCUGACGGCCCUGCAUGUCGCCGCCCACUGCGGACACUACAAGGUCGCCAAGGUCAUUGUGGACAAGAAGGCCAAUCCCAAUGCUAAAGCACUGAAUGGUUUCACUCCGCUCCACAUCGCCUGCAAGAAGAACAGAAUCAAAGUGAUGGAACUGCUGCUGAAACACGGAGCGUCCAUACAGGCAGUGACCGAGUCGGGUCUCACUCCGAUCCAUGUGGCGGCUUUCAUGGGACACGAUAACAUCGUCACUCAGCUGACGAAUCACGGAGCUUCGCCAAACACAACUAAUGUGAGGGGAGAAACGGCGCUCCACAUGGCAGCGAGGGCCGGCCAGGCUAACGUGGUCAAAUACCUGGUUCAGAGCGGAGCCAGAGUGGAGGUCAAGGCCAAGGACAACCAGACCCCGCUCCACAUCUCCAGUCGUCUGGGGAAGCCUGACAUCGUGCUGUAUCUGCUGCAGAAUGGGGCGUGUCCUGACGCCACUACCACCUCUGGCUACACCCCCCUACACCUGGCUGCCAAAGAGGGACACAGAGACGUCACCUCAGUCCUCCUUGACCAGGGGGCUUCUUCAGACAUCACUACCAAGAAGGGCUUCACUCCCCUCCAUGUUGCAGCUAAGUAUGGGAAGAUAGAAGUGGCCAACCUUCUGCUGCAGAGACACACUGCGCCUGAUGCAGCUGGGAAG
Messenger RNA from Salvelinus namaycush (lake trout), 1299 nucleotides. RefSeq names its product ankyrin-3-like. The annotation marks the transcript as partial. The transcript has 11 exons. The record is from RefSeq and is a predicted model, not a curated record. Gene Ontology annotation, molecular function: protein binding. NCBI's taxonomy places the organism in Eukaryota, Metazoa, Chordata, Actinopteri, Salmoniformes, Salmonidae.